UUAUGUUCUCUGCUUAUUCAAAAUGCAUCCUACUGCCGCCUCCUUCUUCCUAAAGAUUCUCAAUGGGGAGCCCAUUAUAUUACGCCCUAUUGAUUAUUACAGGCUAAGUCCAUUAUGAAUAAUGAAUUGCCUUCGUGGUGAUUAUGCUCCCUGGGAAUCAUGAAAGACAAGCCAGAUUGUAGCGUGGGCUCUUGUUGAUCUCACGCUUCUCAGUCCUCACACACACACACACACACACACACGAACGCACAUAUAAAGCUGGUUUCUCCACCGCAGCAUCGCCAAAGGGAGCUGCGCUCUCUCACGCGCACGCUUCUCCACACAAUAUGAGAUGAGAUGACAUUAUUUUCCAGCCUGCUCCCAUCAUGCCAAAUGACACAGACGUGCCACUGUCGAUGUGCGCGCUGGGACGCGGCUCGCGCAUCUCUCUCGCCACCUUCUACUCCUUCAUGUGCGUUCUGGGAACCGUCCUCAACCUCGUGGUGAUCUAUUUGGUGGUGACGUUCAAGAAGCUCCGCACAGCCAGCAAUGCGUUUAUCGUGAACGGCUGCGUGGCGGAUCUGCUGGUUUGCGCUUUCUGGAUGCCCCACGAAGCGGUGGCCACCUCCACUGGGACGUUUCUGGUGGUGGGUUACCAGGCGUUCAAAGAAGCGCUGCUGUUUCUUGGAAUCACCGUGUCACUGCUCUCCCAUUCGCUUAUCGCAGUGAACAGGUAUGUUUUGAUCACCAAAACGCCUGCUGUGUAUCAAAGUCUGUAUCAGAAGAGAAACACAGAGUGGAUGAUCGCAGGAUCGUGGCUGAUCUCGGUGGGCUCUUUGUUCCCGUGGCUCACGUCCUUUCGAUACCCUCCCGAGAGAUGCCGGGACGCAGAAGACGGAUCCUUCACCACGGUGUCCGUUUUGUCCAGUCGGUUUGCCGCCUGCACUUUGGCGUUCACUAUCAUCGGACAAACCGUCGUCGUCAUGUACUGCUACUUUAAGAUUUUCCGCCGGGUGCAAAUAAGCGUGAAGAGGGUCAGCAUUUUGAAUUUCCAAAUCGUGAACAACCUCCCUUAUUCUUUCCCGAGAAAGGACAAGCGACUCGGCUUCUACGUUCUAGCAGUGUGCUUAAUUUUUUUUCUUACAACCGAACCCAUUUUUUGGGUUCUCAUCGCCGGGCUGUUCAUCCCGGUGUCAGUGGCGCUUUGGACGUCAACUUGGAUUGUGUUCUGCACUAUAUUCGUGUCCAAUCCCUUUCUGUACACCUGGAAAAACGAGGAGUUUCGGAAGUCGUUCAGGUCUGUGAUGAGGGGGGACUUCUUGCGGGGAUCCACGGUCGGGGUCGAGCCCAUCACCAUCAAUACUAUUUCUCACAUCUUCCCGAGACAAAACAGCCGCAGGGCAUUUCUGGGUGAGAUGAACUGAGACGAACCUGCGAAACCUUACUAGUACUGUGGCU
This is a messenger RNA of Rhinichthys klamathensis goyatoka, 1437 nucleotides long. It is a transcript of the gene gpr88, whose product is annotated as G protein-coupled receptor 88. Gene Ontology annotation, molecular function: G protein-coupled receptor activity. The coding region runs from base 366 to 1403 and encodes 345 amino acids. Gene Ontology annotation, biological process: G protein-coupled receptor signaling pathway. Gene Ontology annotation, cellular component: membrane. Lineage: Eukaryota; Metazoa; Chordata; Actinopteri; Cypriniformes; Leuciscidae. The record is from RefSeq and is a predicted model, not a curated record. The transcript has a single exon.